Messenger RNA from Rhineura floridana, 3847 nucleotides. RefSeq names its product iron-sulfur cluster assembly factor IBA57 (gene IBA57). The coding region runs from base 70 to 1008 and encodes 312 amino acids. The transcript has 3 exons. Gene Ontology annotation, molecular function: protein binding. Gene Ontology annotation, cellular component: mitochondrial matrix. The record is from RefSeq and is a predicted model, not a curated record. NCBI's taxonomy places the organism in Eukaryota, Metazoa, Chordata, Lepidosauria, Squamata, Rhineuridae.
UCUUUCCCGGGCUACCGCACGAGACACAGCAACAGGGAAUGGCCAGGAGUCUGCGCUCAAAGGAAGCUUAUGCGCAUGCACACUCGACCACGCCUCCACUGUCUGCCACACACAAGAUGGCGGCAGAGAGGCCGGCGCCUUUACCCUUGGCACUUUUCCCCGGGCCACCAUGCUGGUGAGGGCGAGCACAGCGAUGCGGCGGGGUCUCCCUCGCAGCUUGUACUUUGGAGGCGAAGGAAGGGGGCUGAGCGGCAUAGAAAGAGGAGAAUUCAUGAAAGCCUGCAAGAAGAGCCCCACAUCCUGUUAGAAUGCGAUGCCAGUAUCCUGGACUCCCUUCAAAAGCAUUUGAAACUGUAUAAGAUCCGGAGGAAAGUAAACAUCAUGCCCUGUCCUGACCUCUCUUUGUGGGCUGUCAUUCCAAAGGAACAGUCUGAGGAGGGGACUGGUGAACUCCAACAAUGCCCCAGCAAGGCUGUGGUGGUAACGCCUGACCCCAGAGUGGCUGUUAUGGGCUGGAGGCUGAUAACCAGCAAAGGCACAGACCCACUAGAGGUUGUUCCUGGAAGCCAGAUUGGAAACAUGAAGGACUAUCAUAGGCACAGGUAUAAACAAGGCAUCCCUGAAGGUGUUAAAGAUCUACCUUCUGGAACAGCCCUCCCUUUGGAAUCCAAUUUGGCUUAUAUGAAUGGCAUCAGUUUCACCAAAGGCUGUUAUAUCGGCCAGGAGCUAACAGCUAGGACCCAUCAUAUGGGCGUAAUCCGGAAACGCCUCUUGCCAAUACAGCUUUCAACUCCUGUGCCUUCUGAGAGCAUCUUUGAGGGUGCUGAAAUUGUAUCAGAAUCAGGAAAAUCUGCUGGAAAGUAUCGGGCUGGCGUAGACAACCUUGGAAUAGCAUUACUGCGACUGGCUAACAUGAAUGAACCACUGCGUUUAAAAAUACCAGGUGAUUUACAUGCGAGUGUUACUGCCUCCAUCCCCAAAUGGUGGCCAAACCCUGCAAGUAAAUAAAAUAACUUUGUGCUGAAUAGCAUCUGCCUUACAUAUGGACGAUGCCUGUUGGGCUGAUUUAAAGUUCAGCCGGACUUACAUUGUCUCCUUUUCACAAAACACCAGGUCAUCUUAUGCAACGUAAUUCAUUUUAGUGAGGCUUGACGAGGAGUUCCUGGUUGAUUGUAUCCAUUUUCACACUGAUGAGCAGGGAAGACUAGAGUGGAGUGUAUGUGAUGGGUCUUCUUUUUGGAAAGUUCAUUUUCCCAUUAAUCUUUCUUAAAGACUAUUUUUUUUCUAAAUUUGCCAAACAGCCUUCACUUUCAUCUACCCCUUCCUUCCAGAAGAGUUCUGUUCAACAGAUGAAACAGUAGCUGAACUCUUGAAAACCCAGCCCAAGUUGCAAAAACCUUGAUUUACAGCACCAUGUUUAAGGAAUCCUGUGUGUACUCGUAUUGUCUUACAGUUGCAACAUCAGCAUAGACGUUUGCACCUGGAGAGACCCUUCUAAAUCCAUGCGUUGCUCCAGCUCCAAGCAAUCUAAGAGCCCUGCCAUUGGUAGUGACUCCCCCUCAGAUCAGUCUGAGCUUGUUUUUUUUUUCUAGUCAAAGAGAAAGAAUCCUCUGAUUUUUCUCUGUGGCAGCAGCUGGUUUUGCUGCAGUUGGAAGGGGACUGAGUAGGGAAAAAUAGUCGCUGCCAGAGGAAAACGUCAGAAUAAAUGUACGGUAUGAUUACAUAAUUAUUAAUCAGAGUGAAGAGAGUGCUAUAGUUGCAGAGACGCUUCUGAAUGGUGCCAGUACUGCUUUGGGCAGCACUGGAUUGUAUCUCUAGUCAUACUCAGAGUAUACCCAUUGAAAUCAAUGGACAAGAUUAACUUGGCUCCAUUAAUUACUAUGAGCAUGACUAACUUUGGAUACAGCCUAGUGUUUCCAUGGAAUUGCACGUUUUUAUUGGAUGUGAUAAAAUAUUUAUUGUAAUUUAUCAAUACUAACAAAGUCCCAAUCUAACCUCAAUGCCACAAGGAAUUAUGUUGAAGAGAAUAAUUCUGAAGUAAUACCUUUCCUUCUGCAAAAUAUGCUUUUGUUGAUCACUAGGGCGGCAAACGUUUAAAUUUUAAUUUAUCAGCUGUUCUUUUAUCUACCCACCCAUCCCUGAUGCUGUUAAUCAGAGAAGACAAAAGGAAAGGAAGUUUCUCUUGUUUGGGAUUUAAAUUUCCAGAACCGUUUUUGUAGUUCAGUCUAUCCUAGGCAAAUGUGUGGAUAUCUUGAAAAUAAAAAAAUAAGAAUUUCAAACAUAUUGAGUUGCAGCCCUAAUGGGUUUUGUUUACCUUUAUGGUUAGUUAGGAGAUAAGAGGGUUUAAAGCAGUUUAGGAAAAUAUUCAAAUUAAGAUAUUAGAAUUGCAUAGGAGAAGAAACACUUCCACAAAUGUUCUGCUUUAUGCAAUCCCCCCCCCGGGGUAGGCUCUGUGGUGUUUUUCCAUUCUGCACAGGGACCUGCAUCCAUGGGAAACUGGGGUGCAGGAGAAAAGAGACACUUCUAUCAGUUCUCGUACGAGCCGAUGAAUGAGACUUCCAAGUGCAGAGAAGCCUCGAGGUGGCUUUAUCAGCCAUAUUUGACAGCUGCUGCAGCCACCAGGAGGGACUGCUGCCCUCACUCACCCUUAUUCCUGCUUGGUCUCUUAAGCAAUAAAGGGAACAAGGAAGUUGCAGCUAGCCUCAGGGUGAGUAAGUAGAUGAGUGCAAUGUGGCAGAAAUAUCCAGCUGCAAGAUUCUAAAUGUAAGUCUCAGGCUGGGCACCAAGUUCUAGGUCACUUCUUUAGAAUCAGUUCAUAAUUCCCAUUCAGUGGGGAAUGCUUGUUCUGCAGUAGAUGAGGUGACAUGGCAGGCAAGUUCUGAUGUGACUUGCCUGCCAAGCUUGUGCCUUGGUUCCUUCCACUGAAGCUUUCUUCACUACUCCGGGGGCUGCUAGCAUCCCAGAUAUCAACUAUUCACAUCUCCUUUCAAUACAACAUUGAAAUAAUAUAAGGUCCCUGCAUGUUAAACAGUAGUGUAGUGGCAAAUUCAGAAGUGCAGGGCCCCUUCGUGUUAGUCACAGCCCUCCCUUUUUUGCUGCUGGGUUGAGAAUGAGGUCCUUGUUAGUGCUUUCUCUCACAACAACAGACAUUCCUAGGAGCCAAUAAGCCUGAAAGGGGGAAGUGUUAGUUACUGAGAAGAGUCUUCUCAGUGAAUAACUCACCUCCUUUCACUCUUGAUUGGCUCCAAUCAGCAGGAAAGGACAAGGAAGCAUGUUCUCUCAGUGGCUAACACUCUCUCCUUUCAUGCUGAUUGGCUUGUAGGGUGUUGGAGACAUAGGGACUCCAGUAAGAGCCUGCUCUCAAAAAAGUAAAGCAUCUAAGACCCUCCCGAGACCCCGGAGAACUGCACCCCUGAUGUUAAACCAACAUGAUGCCACCAUUUGUGUUAACAUGAGGAAAUUUGGCAGCUAGAAUGGAAACAUCUUCCAUUGUAGGAGAUCUUUCCUUCCUGAAAUCCAGCUGAUGAACGGGGCUGAUCAAAGGAUGCCAACUGUGUAUUACUGUUCAAUGUGCAUCCUAGAUUCUGAGAACUGCUACAGAGCCCAGUGCUUCAGGAAAUACUACACUCAGGAUUUUAAGCAGAGAUUAAAUUAUGUGUGGCUGUAGGAGCAAAUAACUUGAGUGCCUUUCAAAGGGACCCACUCUAAUACAGUUAAGAUAAGCCCUGAUAGCAAUAUCACUGGAAAAGGUACUUCAUACUGCCCUGAGGCAUUGCUGUAAAAUGUAAAAGUGGCAGUAAAAACAGGUGUGUGAUAUUUGACCAUAAAAAUCAUUAAACACUAUCAA